Molecule: messenger RNA, 3646 nt
Organism: Cornus florida
Lineage: Eukaryota; Viridiplantae; Streptophyta; Magnoliopsida; Cornales; Cornaceae
Exons: 9
Coding region: 276-3341 (1021 amino acids)
Biological process (GO): tricarboxylic acid cycle
Cellular component (GO): oxoglutarate dehydrogenase complex; mitochondrion
Molecular function (GO): thiamine pyrophosphate binding; oxoglutarate dehydrogenase (succinyl-transferring) activity
Source: RefSeq, a predicted model, not a curated record
AUUGAUACAGUAAGAAAUAAAAUAUAGGGAUGAGAGACGGUAGAUUUUGUCCGAAAAACCUUUAAAAAUUUUUUAAAAAAAAACAUAAAACAGGGUCUGUGUAAUGUAAAAUUCUCUCACACCCUGCGAUUUGGAUCUGUCGGCGUAAGCUUCACGGUUGGGGUUUGUUAAGGAAGUGUAGAGAUGGAAAUUAUUGUUAUUAGUGUUUGAAAUUGGUCGUGGAAGUACGAAAUUUAUCAAAUCUGUAUUUUUUUUGCGGGUUGGAAUUAGUAAUAAUGGCGUGGUUUAGAGCGGGAUCCAGUGCCGCGAAACUUGCCAUCAGAAGAACUUUGUCACAGGGUGGAUCAUAUGCAGCAAGAUCACGGAUCGUUCCAUCACAUAAUCGUUAUUUUCACACUACAGUUUUUAAAUCAAAGGCGCAAGCUGCGCCUGUCCCUCGCCCUGUGCCACUGUCUAAAUUAACCGAUAGUUUCUUAGAUGGGACAAGCAGUGUGUACCUAGAGGAGCUUCAGAGAGCUUGGGAGGCUGACCCAAACAGUGUUGAUGAGUCAUGGGACAAUUUCUUUAGAAACUUUGUUGGUCAGGCAGCCACGUCUCCCGGAAUUUCAGGUCAAACGAUUCAAGAGAGUAUGAGGUUGUUGCUACUUGUGAGAGCUUACCAGGUAUAUGGUCACAUGAAAGCAAAGUUGGACCCAUUAGGUUUGGAGCAGAGGGAGGUUCCUGAUGAUUUAGACCCAGCCCUUUAUGGAUUCACUGAAGCUGAUCUUGAUCGGGAAUUUUUCAUUGGUGUAUGGAGAAUGUCUGGGUUUUUAUCUGAGAAUCGUCCUGUGCAAACCCUUAGAGCAAUACUAACUCGACUUGAGCAGGCUUAUUCUGGGAGCAUUGGUUAUGAGUACAUGCACAUUGCAGAUCGUGAAAAGUGUAACUGGUUGAGAGACAGAAUUGAGACCCCAACACCAACACAAUACAAUCGGCAGCGACGCGAGGUUAUCCUUGACAGGCUUAUAUGGAGUACGCAGUUCGAGAAUUUCUUGGCCACUAAGUGGACAGCGGCAAAGAGGUUUGGUCUUGAAGGUGCUGAGACUCUGAUUUCUGGCAUGAAAGAGAUGUUUGACAGGGGUGCAGAUCUUGGGGUUGAGAGCAUAGUUAUUGGAAUGUCUCAUAGAGGAAGAUUAAAUGUUUUGGGUAAUGUUGUUCGGAAGCCGCUACGUCAAAUCUUUAGCGAGUUUAGCGGCGGUACAAAACCUGUGGAUGAAGUUGGCCUUUACACCGGAACUGGUGAUGUCAAGUAUCACUUGGGAACUUCUUAUGAUCGGCCAACUAGGGGUGGGAAAAGAAUCCAUUUGUCUUUGGUUGCGAACCCAAGUCACUUGGAGGCCGUGGAUCCUGUUGUGGUCGGAAAAACUAGAGCAAAACAAUAUUACUCCAGUGAUGUGGAUAGGACAAAGAACAUGGGUGUUUUGAUACAUGGGGAUGGUAGCUUUGCAGGACAAGGUGUAGUCUAUGAGACAUUGCAUCUUAGUGCACUUCCUAACUAUACUACUGGUGGGACUAUUCACAUUGUGGUGAAUAAUCAAGUAGCAUUUACUACUGAUCCAAGGGCAGGGAGAUCUUCACAGUAUUGUACUGAUGUUGCCAAAGCCUUGAAUGCUCCCAUUUUUCAUGUAAAUGGUGAUGAUGUGGAGGCAGUCGUCCAUGUCUGUGAACUUGCGGCAGAGUGGCGCCAGACUUUCCAUUCAGAUGUUGUGGUUGAUAUUGUGUGCUAUCGUCGAUUUGGACACAAUGAGAUUGAUGAGCCAUCUUUCACACAGCCGAAAAUGUAUAAGGUCAUCCGGAAUCAUCCCUCAGCGCUUGAGAUUUACCAAAAGAAACUUUUAGAAUCUGGUCAGGUGUCAAAGGAAGACAUUGAUAGGAUACAGAGCAAGGUCAGUUCAAUCCUUAAUGAAGAAUUCUUGGCCAGCAAGGAUUAUGUAACACGAAGAAGGGACUGGCUUUCAGCGUAUUGGGCUGGAUUUAAGUCCCCUGAACAGCUUUCACGUGUCCGAAACACUGGGGUAAAACCAGAGAUUUUAAAGAAUGUUGGCAAAGCAAUCACAACCCUUCCAGAGAAUUUUAAGCCUCACAGGGCGGUAAAGAAAAUUUUUGCAGACCGUGCACGGAUGAUUGAAACAGGGGAAGGCAUUGACUGGGCAGUUGGGGAAGCACUUGCUUUUGCGACACUACUUGUAGAAGGGAAUCAUGUCAGGUUGAGCGGUCAAGAUGUCGAGAGGGGUACUUUUAGUCAUCGCCAUUCUGUAGUCCAUGAUCAGGAAACAGGGGAGCAGUACUGUCCUUUGGACCAUGUUAUCAUGAACCAAAAUGAGGAGAUGUUUACUGUAAGUAACAGCUCUCUUUCAGAAUUUGGUGUUGUGGGAUUUGAAUUGGGUUAUUCAAUGGAAAAUCCAAACGCGUUGGUAAUUUGGGAAGCUCAAUUUGGUGAUUUUGCUAAUGGAGCUCAAGUGAUAUUCGAUCAGUUUUUGAGUAGUGGGGAGGCGAAGUGGCUGCGUCAAACUGGGCUUGUCCUCCUGCUACCUCAUGGUUAUGAUGGCCAGGGCCCUGAACAUUCAAGUGCACGAUUGGAGCGUUUCCUUCAGAUGAGUGAUGAUAAUCCGUAUGUUAUACCAGAGAUGGAUACAACACUUCGUAAGCAGAUCCAGGAAUGCAAUUGGCAAGUUGUGAAUGUAACAACUCCAGCAAAUUAUUUCCAUGUUUUGCGGCGCCAAAUACACAGGGAAUUCCGUAAGCCUCUCAUUGUGAUGUCUCCGAAGAACUUGCUUCGACAUAAGGACUGCAAAUCAAAUCUAUCUGAGUUUGAUGAUGUCCAAGGCCACCCAGGUUUCGACAAACAAGGGACCAGAUUUAAGCGCCUUAUAAAGGACCAGAACGACCACUCAGAUCUUGAGAAGUAUAUUAGACGUCUGAUCCUUUGCUCUGGGAAGGUUUAUUAUGAGCUCGAUGAAGAGAGGAAGAAAAUCAAUGGCAAGGACAUUGCAAUAUGUAGGGUGGAACAGCUUUGUCCAUUCCCAUACGACCUAGUCCAGCGUGAAUUGAAGCGAUACCCAAAUGCAGAGAUUGUUUGGUGCCAGGAAGAGCCAAUGAACAUGGGUGCAUAUAGCUACAUUUCACCCCGUCUUGGUACUGCGAUGAAAGCAGUGGGCCGGGGCACCAUUGAGGACAUCAAAUAUGUCGGCCGUGCUCCUUCUGCUGCCACUGCCACAGGUUUCUACGGGGCCCAUGUGAAGGAGCAGACUGAACUUGUUCAGCAAGCUGUCCAACCUCAACGAAUCGAAAAUCCUUCUUGAAGUCUUCCAAUCCCAAUCAAAACCAAUUUUAACAAUAGUAAACUAUACACAAAUGUUUCACAAGUAGUGAGUGCCUGUUUUAUCUAGGCUAUUCAGCAAAGAAAUUGGUGGUUGCUCUUUCUUUGUGUUUGUUCUUGUCGCACAAACUGCCAAGUGGUACAAGUCUAUACAAUCCCAGUUUGUUUUAAGAAUAAAAGUGUGUUCAAGUGCAGUUCAUCUGUAAGAUAUUGGAUGACAUUUUUCUGUAUUAGUAAAUUGGCUUUACUUCAAUAAUUUCCUCCUUUUGGCGCGCUUUUAUGGUUCAA